CAAUCCGCAACUUCAUGAGAAAAUGGGUUACAGUACUAAUCUCCUCAAGCUUACAACCAUUCUCUCCCUUGUCCUAUCUUUGCAAUAUCAAACAGCCUUCUCAAAUGACAUUGAAGACGACGAAGAAUACGUAGUAGACUCCCCAUUGUCCAAUCUCAGAUCGAGAAGCCGGUUCUUAGCAAGUGUAAUAAAGAAAGGUACAGAUUGUAAUCCCAUUACUAACAAUGUAUGUAAUGGGGUAUCGGCAAACAAAGGGAAGAGCCUUCUCUAUUGCUGCAAGAAACAUUGCUGUAAUGUUCUUUCAGAUAAGAACAACUGUGGAGGAUGUGGGAAAAAGUGCCAAGAAGGACAGCAUUGCUGCAAUGGAAGAUGUACAAACACUUUUUACAAUGUGAAUCACUGUGGAAAGUGUAACAAGAAGUGUAAGAAUGGUGUUAAAUGUGAGUAUGGAUAUUGUGGGUAUGCCUGAAUGUUUUUUUAAGGUAAAUUAUUGUAAGAUUUGGUGUUAUGUAUCUAACACUUUUUACGAACAAUUUUUACGAAUACAAGUUCAUAUAUGUCAGCUGAAUGCGCUGACAUUUCUCGAGUA
Quercus robur (English oak) is the source of this 589-nucleotide messenger RNA. RefSeq names its product protein GRIM REAPER. The record is from RefSeq and is a predicted model, not a curated record. The transcript has a single exon. NCBI's taxonomy places the organism in Eukaryota, Viridiplantae, Streptophyta, Magnoliopsida, Fagales, Fagaceae. The coding region runs from base 23 to 469 and encodes 148 amino acids.